AAAGAAGUGAAUAGGUAAAUUUAAAAAUGUUUAAUUUUAAUUGCUAUUUCUAAAUCAAUUGUUUUAUUGUAUUAGACCAGAUUUGUAUAUUACUGUAGUAAGUAGUAUUAGUAUUAGUAUUAGCGUUGGUCGUUGGUUUAAAACAGUAGUUACCCAUGGCGAACUUUAAUAUUGUUUCCCGAAAAAGAGCCCAAAUGCCUAAUAUGGCUGAAAUGUCGGUGAGUACAGUCCUAGAUAAGCCUAUAACAAAACGAAUAUCAUAAAUUUAUUGAUCUAUUCACUUUUUCUUUUCUAAAUUUUCUUGUUUUAUGACAAACGUCCAUUUUCAUUAUAAUUAACUGCAGUGAGAAGUAUGAUUUGAGAGUAUACUUAUACCAAGUAUGAGUUAUGACAGUAUCAUGAAUCAUACUUCCUGAGUAUCAUUGAAUCAUGAGGAGAAUGUGACUUGCGACUUGCUGAGUCGCUACCCUUGAUUCUCAACCACUCACAGCUUCCCUCGCCUUUCUUAGAUAAAAUUGUAAAACUUAGAAGAGAAUCAUAAUAUGAUAAUUAUAAGGCAGUGUCUAAUACUAAUAUGAUAAUUAUAAGGCAGUGUCUACACGUCCGGGCGCCGGACGUAUAUCUCCAGCACUAUUUUGUCCAGCGACCAAGUCACAUAACCGCCGUAACAAAGUGGCGAGAGAUAUCUUGACUGCGAAUGAUUCAAAACUAUUAUUAAUUUUAAAAUCUAUUUACUCUACCAAGUAAUGUACUGAGUAUCUUGAAUGUAAAUAAUAGAAAAAAACUUAAGUGAAAGUGGCUUGUAAACAUUUUUGUUUAGUUUGUUAUUUGAGUUUGUGUACCAGUAAUCCAUAAAAUAAAUUAGGGGCCAGUGUGGAGUAGGCAACCAAUAAAAGUAAGAUUUAAUUUUAAAUUCUUUAAAUUGCUACAAAAUAUUUAAAAGCUUCACAUGAAACUACUGUUGCUGAUGAACAUGAUAAUAUAAAUAUAGUAUAAAAGAUCUUUAAUUAAAAUGGGAAGAAAAAAAAAACGAUCCUAUCCCCAGUAUUGAUCCUCAAACAAUAAUAUCGUCAAGACCACAAGACCACACAAGAUCUACCACACUGCACUUCGUUAGGAAUUAUAAAAACUACUAGCCGUCCGGCGGUCACGUGACAUGCUGCACUAUUUGCGCACUAUUUGUCCGGCGCGCCAGACGUGUAGACACUUCGUAAUUAUAAUGCUUAGAAUACUUAGAAUAAAGUAAAUUAUUAAGUAACAGUAAAGCCUUGUUUUAUAGUCUUAGUUUUUAGACCUGGUUAACACAGCCUUACUAAGUUAAAGUAUGCUGUGAAAGAACGGAUGUCAUCAAACAGACUAAAAUUAAAUGAUGAUCAUAAGACUGAGGCAAUUAUUUGUGGUUCAGACGCCAAUCUUCGGAAAGUUGCCAUUGCAUCAAUAAAGGUUGGUGAAUCAGAGAUCCUGUUGUCCUCAACUGUCAGAGACCUUGGCUUUUAUAUUGACAGUAAAGUUAAUAUGAUUCCCCAUAUCAGUUCUGUGGUCAAGGCAUGCUUUUGUCAUCUGCGUGCCCUGGGUCAGCUGUGUCCUCAACUCGAUAGGAGAACAGCCAAUGCUGUAGCGGUAACUCUAAUCCAGUCAAGAUUAGAUUAUUUUAAUAGUUGUUUGUUACUUCAGAAACAAAUUCAGAGACUUCUUAAAGAUAUAAAAUGCUACAGCACGCAUUGUAUAGCGGAUGAAGAAAUCUGACCACAUCACACCAGUUCUGCAAGAUCUCCAUUGGCAUUGGGUUCCUGUGAGUGAGCGCAUUAAAUACAAAAUUCUACCCCUGGAAUACAGCUGCAUAGAUUGCUCAGCACCGGAAUAUCUGAAAGAACUAAUUUAUAAACAUGUAUCCUUGAAGAGCCUGCGGUCUUUAACACAGUACUUACUCUUUUGAAGCGAUAGCGCCAAAAUUAUGGAACAGUUUGCCUCAAUCUUUGAGGGGAAUGGAAAAUGAUAAAAAAUCAUUAAAGAAAUAUUUUAAAACUUUUUUUUUUAAAUAGAUUUCGGAAAACCAGAGCGCAGUGAGCCUGCUAAAGUUGCAUGGAUACCAGCGCGAUAUAAAUAUAAAAUCAAUCAAUCAAUAACCAAAAUUUUCUUAAAACUAAGCCUGAGAACUAAGGCGAAGCCGAAGAGUAAAAGAAAAUGAGUUAAACAAAGUAUGAGUAUGGGAAAACCUGAAAAAAAAGAAUGAACGAAUGCAACAAAAAAGCAAACAUUUUAAUAUUAGCAUUCAUUGAACAAAGAACAUUAAAAACAAUAUAAAAUAAACACUUAGCCUUAGCUGCAAAACUAAGUGAAGUGGUUGUGUACACCAUGGUGGUGCACCUAGCAAAGCCAUGGCCCUAGGCCUGUAUACUCCGCUGAGGUAUACCUAGCAAAACCGGCACUCCUCAGAACGGCAGUCCCAAAUUAUAAAAGAUAUUACUAUUCAUUAGAAAGUGUACGGCUAAAUGCCGCCAAUAAUUGGUGAUUUAAAAGUAUUCAUUUUUUUAAGACCGCGAUCUUCAUCAGCCUCUUCAUGAGGCUCUUCAUCAUCCUCAUCUCUUGAAAUAAAUUUUAAAAAAUGAAAGAAGUAGAAGAAAGGAAAUGCAAAAGAGAAACAUAGGUUAUCUCUGUUGAAUUUCUGUUUUAUAAUAGACGGUGUUCAGCAAGCCACACUAACCAAAGCAUACACUGCCUUCGGCAUUGUGUCAUCAGUAUAAGUUUGUUACUUGUAGAAUGUUUCCUGACAAAACAUUAUUUGAAAUAUGAACCGACGCUUACUGUCUGCCGGACAUGGUAUUGUUUAUUUUAUAUUAUUACAAGCAAUAAUUCAUCUGCAAACAAAAUUUGAAGUAAAAAAUUAGGUCACCAGUUAUCUUCGGCUAUUAGGCUGCAAGCCGUACACUUUCUAAUGAAUAGUAUUAUAUUUUUAAUUUGGGACCGCCCUUCUGAAGAGUGCUGCAAAACCAUGUACCAAGGCCUGCAUGCACGGCUACAAAAAUUAACCACUGGCCUCGUCAUAAGAUACAGCUGUUAGAUAUGAUUCUUGUGUGGUCUUGUGGUAGAUUAAACGCUAAGGCUAGGGCAUAUCAUAUUUUGUGAUCGAUUCCCAAAUGCUGAUCAAGCUUUGCUUACUUAAAGUCUGCUACAGCGUUGUGUGUUUCUAAAAUCAUGAUGUUUCUCAAAAGAUUUGCUUUGAGACUGAGGGUUUUGAAUGAAUCGUGAAUAUCGGGUUCUUUUUAAUAAUGUUGCAACAUCUAAUCGGUGUUUUUAACUUGAUAUGAAAAAACCUUGCACUGAUUUUGUGACUACAAUGUGAGUUGGUUGGGAGGUCAUUAUCUGUUACUCUGUUAUUUUGCCUCUGGUGUGUCCUGCUUCAUUUUCACAACUGGCCCUCCCCCUACUCAACAUGUUUUAUAAUUAAUACUAUUAAUAGUACUGAGUGGGGGAAAAAAAGCUGUCCAGCAGCGAUGUCAUGCGGGACAGUUAAACUCGGGGUAGGACUGUCUGUGUGCCUAUUGUUUCUGGUUCUGGUUGUUUCAUAGCUGCAUCCAUAUACUGGCAACUGUGCAACGGUUGGGGAGCGAUGCUGCUAUUCUAACAGCUCCUAGCAGAUGCCAGGGCAGCCUUGAAGCUUUCGACUGAUGUCGAGUCCACGGCGACAUUUUCCAGGCGGUUCCAAGCGAUUAUUGUGCGGGGGAAGAAUGAUUGUUUAUACUGCACAGUGUUACACCGAGACACAGUGAAGCAUUUGGUAUUGUUUCGGGUGUAAUUGUUUAUGGGGUUGUCAGUGGUGAAAUCAGUGUUCAGGUUUAAAUGCAGGCAGGGCGGGUGUAGGACUGUCUGUAGGCAUAUUGUUUAAAUGCUGGCAGGUAGGGUGUAUGACCUGCCUGUAGGCCUAUUGUUUAAAUGCUGGCAGGUAGGGUGUAGGGCUGUCUGAAGGCCUAUUGUUUAAAUGCUGGCAGGCCGGGUGUAGAACUGUCUUUUGGCCUAUUGUUUAAAUGCUUGUAGGUAGUAUGUAGGACUGUCUGUGGACCUAUUGUUAAAAUGCUGGCAGACAGGGUGUAGGACUGUCUGUAUGCCUAUUAUUUAUAGAAAAUGAGAAGUUAACUAUUUUUUUGUAACAUUGGACCCACCUGGUAAAAAAAAAAAUGCAUCCGGUUAGCCGUAGUACAUUAUAAUUUUUCAGCAUUCAUGUUUAUUUCUGAUGAGCUUCCCAUGAUUACACCACAGUAAGAUUGAUAACAAUAAAUAAGCGUUUGGAUUUUGCCUUUUUUAAAAAUAGUUUGCUGGUGGUGGAGAGUUUACUGAUGAAGUAUCUGACAUAAAACGAGAUUUAUCUGGUUGGAAAGAAGUUCUUCUUCCACUUGAAAGUCUUCUUCUAUGGAAUCAGCCUUAUUACCCAGCAAUCAUAGUUGGAACAACCACAUUCCUUUUUUCGUAAGUUAUUUUUAAAUAAUUUAUUAAGUCAGGUGAAUUGUUCUGUCAUUAAUAUGUUUUAUUUUUAUUUUAAAAUGUAAUAUAUCUUUCUAUUUAGUUAAAUAUAUCUUUUUUAACAUUUAUUUCAGCCUUGUUUGGUAUACAGAAAUGUCUGCACUAACUGCUCUAUCAUUCUUAGGCAUGAUAAUUGGUAUCGUUGACUUUAUUGUUCCAUUCAUGGGUCCUACAAUAACCGGAUACAAAUCAUGGUACUUUUAAUUAUGUUUAAAUUUUUAUUAAUAUAGACUAUUUAUUAAUAUUUACUACUGUGUUUAAUAACUUUGGUAAAUAUAUCUUAAUGUUCCAGAAACUUUUUAAAAUUGAUUUUAUUUAGACAAUUAAAUUUGUUUUAAGAAUAAGUAAAGCGAGAUAAACGACAUUAUAGACUACAGGUUCCAAACCAUUUUUUAGUUGAGACACCAAUUUAUAGCAGCAACGUGCCCAUGACCCACAUAUGGUAAGAGAAAAAUAACACAUAGAAAACAGUAUCAGUCUUAUAAAAAUGCCUUUCAAUUUUCAAUCAAUAAUUUUUUAGUUUACUUUUUCAUUCAGCAAACCCACUAAAAAAACCUUCUCUGUAACCCCAUUAAGCCUCUAGACCCAUUGGUAUGGGAACCAGGGUUAUAAACAAUCAUGUCUAUUGCUGUUUUAUUUUUUUAGAUUUGCUUGAAUAGCGUUAAUUAAAAUUCUCUUAAUAGGGGGCCAAAAGAAGAAUCAGAUUUCACUGCUAUUUGUGAGAAGGUAGCAGGUAUUAGACAGGAAGUAAUAGAUACGUGGCGAGGACUUUCAACAAUGAGACAUCAAAAUGCAAAAUUGGUGAGCAGCUAAGAUAAAAAAUAUUUUUAAAUAUGUCAGAUUAAAAUACACAAAACAUUUUUGUGAAUAACAUUUGAAUAUUUGUAGCAGUAUCCAUUCAAGUUCAUUUUAUUUGUUUCAGUUCUUCUUCAUUGUUAUGGCAAUUCUGACAAUAACAGCUUGGAUUGGAAAUCUAAUUGACAAUCUUGUUCUCUUCUACCUUAUAGGUAUGUAACAUAACUUACUAUUUUUUUAAAAUUAUUCAUAGCAAAAAUGUAUUUUUAAACCUUGUAUGUUUUGAACUUUAUCCUAUUAUUCAAACACUGGUUAUUAAUACAAAGAAAACCAUGUGUUAAAAGCUAUAAACACAUUGGAAAAACUUUUAGUCUAAUGGGACCCAGGUGGAAAUGGCGGCACUGCGUGUCCGGGGCCAUUUUGACUAAAUGCUAUUCGGAUGUCAUUUGUGGUAGUUUAUUUUAGUUAAACUCAAGAAGUAAGUUUACAAACAUAUUUAGUUUUCAAUUGUCUUUCAUUUGAUACCUCAUUUUGUCUUACAAACCCAACAAUAAUAUUUUAAAUAGUUUUUUAAUCCCAACCUCUCACUUCUGUUACCUGGGUGCGAAUAGCCACAGAAAAAUGAAUGUGCAAUUUUUUCAUUCAAGGAGUAUCCUAAUAUUAUGAGGGUGCGGCUGGGAGCUCAUCAACUUAGCUGGAUUUUUAUUUUAAAAGUACUUUAAUUUUAGAAUUUAAAGUACAAGUAAUAUAUUUCAACUAAAUCAACAUUAAUUAUUAUAAGUGAAAAAAAAGUAAAGGGCUAUAAUACAUUUAUUCUUUUUUAGUAAACUUUGUCUUGCUGACACCGGGAUUGCGCCAUCAUCAGCUAACAAGCAAGUAUGUGCAGCCGAUAAUAAAAGCUAUGAACAGAGUAGUGAAAGCCACCACAACUGUGAAAGAAAAAGAAAAUUAAACAACACAUUUUUUACGCAUUUCAAAUUUUUAGAUCCUUUCUUUUUAUUAAAGAUGUUGUUCUAAUUAUUCAGAGUUUAUCCAUUGGCCAUAAAAUGUCCCCUUACACAACGAACAAGUAGACACAAAUCUGUCAUGUUUCUUAUUUUGCUGGUCAACCAUUUUAAUAAUGUUCUAUAAAAAUGGAUGAUCUUUAAAAUGCAAGAACUCUUUGGCAUUUUAUAAAUAUUACCUUAUUACAGCAUUAUUUUUACAUUUUCUAAUACUAAUACAUUAAAGGAAAAAAAAUAGAGCACAUGUCAUUCAAAGACAAGAGAAGUAUUUCCCUAAGAUAUUCUGUUGAUUUUUAACACAUGUAAACAAAGUAACAGCAGAGACUCAGGUUUAAACAGAAAUUGAAUGAAUCCUUUUCAGAAGAAAGUGAUGAAAGCUAACUUUGGUAAAACUAUUUUUUGAUGAAUAAAUAAUUUGCUUUGGUCACAAGAUAUCAUUCAUAACAGUUUCUGCAGUGCAUGUAAACAAACACUGUUUUAUUUUUAGAACCUAUGCAAGAGAGAAUCUAUAGUGGCUUGUCAUUUUAUCAGCUAUUGUUAGAAGAUCUAUUUUAUUUGUUAUAAUAUAAAUUUAAUGACCAUUAUCUAAUAUUUAAUAUUAAAGUUUUUGUAUAUUGUAUUGUUUUAUGGCCAUAUUCUGUUGAAAAAAAUAUAUGAGGUUAAUUAAAUUAAAAUUUUAUGAUAAAAAUAUUGCGUGACUGCAAAUUUAUUUCAUCAGACCUUUACUUAUAUUGGUAAUACUUUUAUUUCAUUAAUUAACAGAAUACAACAAUGUGAAGGCAAAAGACAAAUGAACUGGACUUUUAAUUAACAAAAUGAUUUUACCCAGUCUUGUUGAUUCUCACACUGUGUUUAUUGAGUCAUCUACACCUUCCUUAUUCCAAUUUGUUACCGAAUUCUAUCUAUUAAAAAAAGCAAUAUCUUAUGACACUUUGACAUGGGAAGUUACCAGACAUACAUGGAUCUCUUUGUUUUCCAAAUGAACUUUUUACAUAAUGUCUUUAAAAUAAUUAAACAAGUUUAAGAAAGGAAAAAGUACGGUAUAAAAAUUGUCUGAAGAAUCAGUUUAUAAAAUAUUUUUGUGGCAUAAUUUUAUUGUUAGAAAAAGUGUUCCAGUUAUAUAAUUUAUAGCAUCACCUACCUGAAUGAAGCACGACAAUGUCACACUUUGUCACCAAACUUAAUAUAAUGUGUGAAUGACUCGCUCAUCUCCAAGAAACUGAUAAUUUGAAUCCUAGAAAAUUCUUUAAUUUUUUUAGCGUACCAAAGGAUAUAAAAAUUGCUGAUUCAAAUAAUUUCCAUAAGAGAAUGGUAUGAUAUUUGACUUUAAACUACAUAAUGAAAACACAAAUUAAAUUCGAAUAUCUUUACUAAAAACAAUUUCAUGGAACUUGAGAUUUAUACACUUUUAUUUCCUUGCAAUUUUUUUGUUCAGAUUUAACUUGCUCUUCCACAAAUUAAUCAGCAAAAAGGGAGCUUAAAAAAUCUUAUCAGGAUUUUAUUAUUUGACAGCCGUUACAAACUUUAUUCUGUUUCAAAUAAAUAGUUAUGUUUUUUAAAGCAUCUCAACAUUAAAGAAGAGAUUGUUUUCUUUAUAUUCCUACAUUUACCCUAGGGUAGAACUUACAAAUGAGUCUUAAGGCCUUAUGUAUAAAGUGUUUGCACUCUAUUAAUUAGGAUUGUGUGUUGUUGAAAUUGUACUGUACUGUAACUAUUAUAAUAAUGGAUUUGGUUUAAAUAUAUUUUUUUUUGUUAUGUCCUUUACAUUUAAAAUUGAGUAGUUUUGUAAAUCUGAUUCUUACCCACUUUUUAGGUCAAGUGAUUUUUUAAAUUAAAAAUAUAUUUUUCAAAAUAGUUUUUUUUUAUCUAAACAAUAUCAGUGAUUGGUGCAUUUGGACUAAGGUUUGAAUUCCCUGUUGCUAAAUGACUAUUUGACCUUAUUCUCUCUAUACAUUGGUGCUUUCUCAAAAAUGUUGGCAAUUCUAUUAUAAUUUAAAGGUCAAUCAUUUUGUGUUUCCAGUUUUGAAUUGUAGCUGUGGAUGAAUCGUCAUUAUUUUAAAUUUUAGUACUAGCUCAAAGUAACAUCAUCUCCUUUUUGCUUUAUUUUGUAAUGCCUUCAUUAGAUUUAUUUUUGUCCCACAAGUAUAAUAUCGGUAGUCAUUUAUUUUUUUUCCUUAUUUUUUUUAUUUAUAAAUUUAAUAAGAAAAACUUGCAGAUUAAUAAGAAAAACGAAUGAUUAGAUUAAUAAGAAAAACGAAUGAUUAGGAUAGAGUUACUCCAUACUGCACUCUAUUUCCCCAUCAAAUCAAUAUGGAUACACUCCCCCUCUCCCUUUUUUUUUAAAAAUAAAAAAUUGUGGAUGUAUGCUACCCAGUUAUCAGUAUUUUUGGAGCUUUACAUGACUAUUUAAAUUCUAUAUUCAACAAAAUCAUAUUUAUUCUAACAUAAAAUAGUAUGUAUAUGUUGUAUGAAUAAGUAAUGAUAAGGCUAAAUGAUUGUAUAUAUUUAUACAAAUUCAUGCAUAACCAUGGUGUAUUUUGAAAUCAAUAUUCAAGGUAAAGAUUAAAAAAAAAAAGGCUUACUUUUAAUUUUUUUAAAUAGUUUAUUGUAAACUUAUCUUGGAUAAUAAAUGUUGGGAAAGUAUGGUAACUCACCAAGUAUCUAUUUUAAAACAUCAUUAAUUGUAAAUGAAAAAUAUGGGAAGGCGAAAAAUUUUGUUUCCAAUUUUCCUCUACUAAUCUGGUAUGUUGUUUCAUUUAACUUUCCACAUUAAAAGAUGUUUGUAAACUUUCAUUUUGUAUAAAAAAUUUGGUUAAAACAACAGUUAAAUUAUUAAAUUAUUGAAGUGUUGUGGUAUUAGUUUCGUAACACAUGAAAUAGUCUAUUAAAAUUUUAUGUUACUGUUUUAUGUUAACAUACCAUUAGUUCUCAAAAAAGUUAAGAACUGGCAAACAACAUAUUUAUUCUCUAAAUGUCAAAUUUUAGGAUGAAAUAUAACAUUAAAUAAUCAUCAGAAAGCUGUAUUCUUCUUCUUAGCUAAUAAUACCAUAAUAUACCAUAUUCAAUAUAAUUAUUUUUUGCUGGUUUCUUAUCAUAUAAAAAUUUAGUAUGUUUGUUGUAAUUACAAGAUCAAAUGUUUUAUUAUCAUUAUCAAGUCUUAAAUAUGUUAAACAUCACUAAUUUGAAUACCUUUUGGGCUUGCAUUUGCAAUCAAGGUAUGCCACCCAAAAAUUCAAUACAGAUAUCUUGUUUUGUCUCGAUUUCUUUUAGCAGAUUCAAAUAUUUAUAAUUAACAUUGUUUCUAAUGCUUCCUGCAUUUAUAUAAUUUUUAGUUAAUUCUUAGGUCAUUGGAUCCUGUUAUUAUAAUUCUUAGGUCAUUGGAUCCUGUUAUUAAGGACUAAUGUCAAAGUAUACAUGUUAUUCAAAAUGUUAACUCAUGUUUAUGUUGUAUAAAAUUAGAAGAAAUAAGGGACAGGUGUGAUGAUUUGUACCUGGUACUACAUUUAAAUAUAAUUUGACAGUUUUUAAAAUAAUAAAAAAAACAACUAUUUGACACUCAAGAGAGGUGAGAGUUUUUAUGUUAGUCCUUAGAUGCAAAAUUUAAUAUACUGUAUUUUGUCAUAUUUCAUUAGGUGAAAUGUUUAGUUUCUGUUUUUAGAGGUUUAUCCCUGGAUAAGUAAACUUAGACACUUCAUUAGAUUAUUCUGGGAUUGCUAGCCCUUGAUAUACAUUGGUAUUUUUCUUGAUUGAUGGACAUUCUUGAAAUUUGUUUUGACAACUGUUGUAUAGUUUACGGGUUAACAUUACAUUGAUUGAAAAUGGCUCUUGUUUUCUUUUGGUUGUUGCACUAGUUUGAAAAGAAAUAUAUUUUCUUCAUAAUUAAGAAAUUUAUUAUAGCUUUCAUGUAAAUAACAGCUUUGUUUAUAUUUGAGAAUUAAACAACCUACUUAUGUACCCUGAAUUUG
Messenger RNA from Lymnaea stagnalis (great pond snail), 10282 nucleotides. The record is from the annotation of a GenBank genome assembly. Lineage: Eukaryota; Metazoa; Mollusca; Gastropoda; Lymnaeidae.